AUGCUCAGUCGACAUUUUUGUGUCUCUCUACUCACUCGGUCACCUUUAUGCAGCCUUUGCCCUUUUUUGUUCCCAUUGCUUGCGCCAUAAUCUGCUCUAUCAGAUCUUAGUAAAUAAUUAGAGAGAGCAUCAUGCACUGGUUGGUGGGACCAAUAGUGGGCGGCGUGGGGGUGGUCGUGCUCAUCAUCACCGUCGUGUUGGGAUGGGUCGUCGUGCCCAACAUCAUCGACGACAGAAUCAUAGAAGAAGUGCGGCUCGUACCAGGAACGGACACGUGGGAAAAGUGGGAAGAAAUCCCUGUCCCAAUCAAUCUCAACUUCUACACGUACAGCAUUACCAAUCCGGACGACGUUGAACGGGGAUCGAGGCCAAUUUUUGAGGAGAAAGGACCGUAUUCCUACAGAGAAGAACGGAAGAAAGUCAACGUGAGUCUAGUGGAUGGUGAUGACGUUGUGCGAUACGAGCAGACCAUCACCUACUUCUUUAACCGAUCUACAUCAUGUCCAACCUGCUUUGAAGACGACAAGAUCAACAUCAUCAAUGUAGCAUUCCUGUCGGUCAUAAUGGUGGUGCAUGACGAAGUGAGUCCUUGGUUGGCGGCUUUCAUCGCCAACGGUGCUCUAGGAACGGAAACCUUUGUGAGGAGAGACGUCCGCGUGGGUGACCUCACCUUCGAGGGCUUCGACACCAGGUUGUACUCGGAAACUCUGGGUCCACUCCUGCCCGAGGAGUUUUCCGGAGGCAGGUUUGGACUUUACAAGGGGACGAAUGGAUCGGCGGACGGGGUGUACGAAAUCUACACGGGUGUUGGCAAAACUGCCGACUUUGGACGGGUGAAAACAUACGAAGGCCUCGAAACGCUGGAUGAGCUCGGGUGGUGGCAAAAUGGCACAUUCUGCUCCAAAAUUAACGGGACAGACGGAUCCUUAUUUCCUCCCUUCGUGGAGAAAUCUUGGGUCAUGUACGUCUUUUCCACCGACCUUUGUCGCUCACUAUACCUCACAUUUGAGAAGGAGGUUGAACAUAGAGGAAUUAAAGGCUACCGAUUCGUCGCGCCGAAGAAGAUGCUCGAAAAUCCGAGAACAAACCCGGACAACCAAUGUUUUUGCAUGGAGGAGUACUUGGAGGAUUGUCCACACAGUGGAGUGAUUCACAUUAAAGGGUGCAAGGGUGGAGCCCCCAUCAUGAUGAGCACCCCUCACUUUCUGGAUGGCGACGAAAGAUACCUCAACGCCUCCCAAUUGUCCAAACCCGUGAAAGAGAAGCACGAAACCGUGAUUGAUGUAGAGCCCAAUAGUGGUCUCACGUUACGAGCCAACAAACGAAUCCAAGUGAACGUUGAAGUGAUACCGGUUGGUGGGAUUGAUGCAUUGGAGCACAUCAAGGAAUACAUGGUUUUCCCGUUGAUCUGGGCAGAUGAGGAAGCCAUCUUGGACGAGGUCAACGCUGACGACUUGAAAGGACGACUCCUCACGCCUCUGAAAAUUGUAAAUAUCGGAAAAUGGACCGUGCUGGGGGUGUCAGUAGCCAUUAUCGCACUGGGAGCCGCAAUAUUCGUCAUUCAACGAAGGAACGCAAGAGAGACUGUGUAACAAAUUAUGCAUUUAUAACGAAAAUUCAAGUAAAACAAGUAUAAAAGAAAAAAAAUGUUUUAAUUAUAAACUAAAAAA
This is a messenger RNA of Folsomia candida, 1670 nucleotides long. RefSeq names its product lysosome membrane protein 2. The record is from RefSeq and is a predicted model, not a curated record. The coding region runs from base 132 to 1592 and encodes 486 amino acids. Gene Ontology annotation, cellular component: membrane; cytoplasm. NCBI's taxonomy places the organism in Eukaryota, Metazoa, Arthropoda, Collembola, Entomobryomorpha, Isotomidae. The transcript has 12 exons. Gene Ontology annotation, molecular function: scavenger receptor activity.